CCCUGCAGGGCCUGUGACCCCUGCCUGGAUGGAGCCAUGGCGCCCAGGCUCCUGCUUCUGCUGCUGUGGCUGCAGGCCUGUGUCGCAGAUGGCUCAGCAAGCCCUGACUACCCAGGUCCGCCCGCCCUGAGAGCGUACAAGAGAGUCCGGCUCCACGAAGGGGAGACGCUGUCCGUGCAGUGUUCCUACCAGAGCCGCCAGAACCAGGUGGAAGGCAAGGUGUGGUGCAAGAUCAACAAGAGGAAGUGCGAGACCAGGUUCCCCCGGCACUGGGUGAAGGGGCCGAGGUAUCGGAUGCAGGACGAUGUCCAGGCCAAGGUGAUCACCGUCACCAUGGUGAACCUCAAGCAGCAGGAUGCAGGCCGCUAUUGGUGCAUGCGCAACACCUCCAGGGCCCUCUACCCCCUGGAGGGCUUCCUGCUGGAGGUGUCUCCAGGUGCCGUGACUCAGAGGACUGCCCGCCUCACACACCUGGCUGACAAGGACCUCAAGAGUAGACCUGUCUUCACGACAGGCCCAGCCCCUACCUCAGGCCCUGAUGCCCCCUUCACCUCUGGUGUGGCUCCAUUCACACCUGGGCCCCUCAUCUGGGCCAGCCUCAGGCCUUCAGCUACCUUGGGGACCCCCAGGCCAACCUCUGUGACAGGAUCCAGCCUCACUGGUAUCGCCACCACCGUGGGGCCCAGGAGAACCAUGGGGCUCCAGCCAGUGACAUUGACUCCCAGAGACACCAGCAGUCCAGUGUCCAUCUCCACCAAGCCCAGCAGCAGCGUUCCCACCUCGAGAAGGUGCCGUGACCAACUACCCUCCACCAGGCUGCGGGAGCCCCACCUCACGGCGCUGGUGGUGCUGCUGGCCCUGCUCCCCGUGCCUGUCAUGUUGGCUGUGGUCUACAGGUUCUGGAAGAAGAAACACAGGGGAAGCUACAGCCUGGGCAGCGACUCUGCCAGACCCUGGAGGCCCCCAGCAAGAAGACCGGAGGCCCUUUUGAAGCCUGCUUGGUUUGAGACCAGUUAACGACACCAGGGAGCUUCUUGGGGAGACACAGGAGGCUCCAGAGAGGACU
Messenger RNA from Fukomys damarensis (Damara mole-rat), 1066 nucleotides. RefSeq names its product triggering receptor expressed on myeloid cells like 2 (gene Treml2). NCBI's taxonomy places the organism in Eukaryota, Metazoa, Chordata, Mammalia, Rodentia, Bathyergidae. Gene Ontology annotation, cellular component: cell surface. The record is from RefSeq and is a predicted model, not a curated record. Gene Ontology annotation, molecular function: signaling receptor activity. Bases 37 to 1017 code for a protein of 326 amino acids. The transcript is spliced from 5 exons. Gene Ontology annotation, biological process: T cell activation.